AUGGCUGCUAUGAAAGCUGAGAUUGAGAGGUUGAAUGCUGAAAAUGCUAGAUUCAAAAGUGGAGAGCUGGUGACUCUACAGGAGAAAAUUGCUGAUACUUCCUUUACUUCUCUGAAAAAGGAAUUGGAUGAUCAUGUCAAGGGUAUUCACUCUAGGAUGGACAAAUUUGACAAGAAUCAGGAGCUCUGUAUGACUAAGCUUGAUAACUUGGAGCAAACUUUGGCUCAAGUUGUUCAACAGUUGAAGAUCAAUCAGUCUACAUCUCAGUCUACUCCAGAGGAUCCCUCAACUAAGGGGGAGAAGGACAAGGAAGACAAAGAUGAUAACACAUCUUCUACUUCAUCUGAAGUAGAUGAGGAAAUUAUAUGCAAGGAGCAAGCUACAGCUGAAGCUGAGACUACUGUAUCUGAUUCUCAAAUUCCAGUCUCUGAUCAUGGACCCUCCACUCCAAUUCCUCAUUCUCCAAUGAAAAUUCCUGAGGAUGCCAUUGUUCAUGAUACAGCUCCAGAAAACUACAAGUCAGAUGUUGUAGUUGAAGAACCUGAUAAGGUAGCAGUGGAAGCACUACAAUCUCUUGCUAAGGCUGGUGAAGAGCCUAGCAAAUCAAAAGUUGAUGCUCAAGAAAAAUUUGUUCAAGAUCCAGUUGAGAAAGUUGCUAAUCCUGCAUCUGAUAAUGAUGAGGAUGAUGACAGUUCAGAUGAUGACAAUGAUGAAAAUGAUGAUGAAGUUCCUUUGUCACAUCUACAGCAAAAAACAUAA
Messenger RNA from Daucus carota subsp. sativus, 759 nucleotides. RefSeq lists its product as uncharacterized. The transcript is spliced from 3 exons. The record is from RefSeq and is a predicted model, not a curated record. The coding region runs from base 1 to 759 and encodes 252 amino acids. Lineage: Eukaryota; Viridiplantae; Streptophyta; Magnoliopsida; Apiales; Apiaceae.